Messenger RNA from Epinephelus lanceolatus (giant grouper), 2636 nucleotides. The record is from RefSeq and is a predicted model, not a curated record. Lineage: Eukaryota; Metazoa; Chordata; Actinopteri; Perciformes; Serranidae.
GUGGCCCUCAACUCUGCAAGGAGGGCAAUGGCAGCACUCCUUUAAAGGGCCCUUAUCUCCCGUUUCAGCCGUGCCGCAAUACACUCCUUGUGGCCCUUCAAAUGUUUCUCCAGGUUGAGAAGGUCAUCAUAAGCAGCAGCAGCGGCAGCGACACCAGCGGUGGUGCUGAUGCUGAGGAGGAGGAGGCUGCAGCUCCUUUGGUUAGCAGCAAUGCUGCGGAGGAGGAGAGUGAGCAGGAGAAGGAGGAGGAGAAGGAGGAGGAGCAGAGGAUGGAGGAGAGCGAGGAGGAGAAGGAGGAGGAACAGAGGGAGAUGGAAGAGAAGAAGAAGAGCACAUCUGGUCCUUCAGCACCCACCAAGAAGGCCAAAAAGAGCAAGAGCUUGCCGGCUCCUUCAGCUCCUUCGUCGAGCAAGAAGCCCAAAAAGAGCUUGUCUGCAGCCUCGGGAGAGGAGGAGGAAGAGUCCGAUGAAGACAAGGAGGCGAUGAAGAAGGGUCUUUCAGCCAUUGUCGCUGAAAUACUGGAGGGGAAAGAGGACGACUGCGAGGAAGCCAUCAGUGAAGAUGAGGAUGCACCCACCAUUAUCCAAGAGACGUCGAGCCUGUAUAAGGUGUUAGCUCCAAUCUUUGGAGGCUGCUCAAAGGCCUCCAAGAUGAGAAAGCUCUCCUUCCCUCCCUCCAUCGAAACGUACAUGGACGAAUACAGAUUUGUCCUGGUGCCUGAGGGAACAUCAAAAAUCCGUCAGAACGCCAUAUCAAAGGCAUCCAGGGCAAAGGCAUUCGUCAAGUACAUGAUGAUUGGAUGGAAAGACAUCACCUGCUGGACGUGGGAGUUUAUCGCCAACGUACAGCUGAUAAAAGUAUACCCUUCCUUUUUGAGGAAAUUUGGUCUGGCGCCCUCCACUUUACAUCGGCCAUGCACUGGGCUUCAUCGAAUAUAUGACAGACACUCCCCCCCACCACUGCCGGGUCCACAAAGGGAAGCUGCGGCAAAUACACAGGGAGCUGAAGAAGGUGUUGAGGCUGGUGGGGCGGACGGAAACUGAGUCACCAGUCCGCUGUCAAGCAGGCAAAGCAGUUGCGGCUGGUGACCCGGAACUUGCUCACGACCUGCCAGUCCCUCCCUAGAGCUAAGACGCCCAGCUCCUGGACGACAUUGAGAGAAGACGACAGUGGCAACAAACAGUUAUUUCUUCAGCUCAUUUGGAUGUGGACAAGCAAAAGACAUGGUCCGAUAUGUCCGAAGGGCGUGGGUGGAGAUGGGUCUUCCGGGCAGUCCAUCCCUCCUGGACAUAAGAAGUGCUGUAGCCACAUAUGUGGGUAUUGGCCGCAUAUAACUUUGAGCAGAACACCGCUGAGGCCAGGGCAGAAGUGGCCAAGUUUAUGUGUCACUCAGUGGCGACCCAGGAAAGGUUCUACGCCCUUCACAAUACUGUGGCCCUGGCAAGCAGAAUGAGGCAACUUUUUGUGUGGACAGCCCUGGAUGACCAGAAGCCAGUGGCAGAUCCCCCCCCACAUCCUCAGCUCCAUGCACGUCCUCAGCUCCCGCCACGUUGCCAUCUCCCAAGAAGAGUCUGACUGUAGUGAUGGCGGACAGAAUUAAAAAGAGGAUGCUGAACCCGGCCAAGGGCUCGCCUGCCAAGCCGAGGACCUCGUUCGGCAAAAAAAUAAUGGCGCAGGUCGUGUUGAAAGACCUCUUCAAGGAAUAGUGGGCCAUCAGCACGGAAUAGUUGUAGUUUAGUUUAGUAAUUUAGUUUAGUAGUUUCAGUUAGUUUAGUUAGUUUUAAGUAGUAGUAUUUGUGUUUGUAGGAAAUAGUUGUUAGUAGUUAGAGUUCUGUAAAUUUUGUAAAUUGUGUGAUGUUUGUAAAUAUGUUUAAUCAGAGUAGUUCUGUAAAUAGUUCUGUAAAUUUUGUAAAUUGUGUGAUGUUUGUUGUUGUUUGUUGAUGUUAAUAAAUUUGUUGUUAAUUAAACAUUUGAACCUCCACAUGGGCACUGCCUUGAUGUGGCGUGGGGGCUUACAGCCCCAGCGAUCUCUUUGCGUCUGGGCAUAUUCAGAAGCAAAAAGAUCACACAGACUAACCAAAGUGCCCCCAAAACAUAUCUUCUUUACAGGUUACCAGAGGACCGCACCUGACGUGGUUACCAGAGGCGGUGGAUCAGCGCUCGAUAUGGUAGAUGAGGAUGGAGACCUGGUGGCAUUUUCCUCUGAUGAUGAACUGAUGAUGGGUCUGGCCUGUAUGAAGAACGACACCUUCCGCCUCUUCAUCAAAGAUGCAGCAGCCAAACAGGCAGCCGUUUCCUCAUCCUCUGUGGUACAUCAAUGCAUUUAGGGAAUAGCAAGCCCUUGGCCAGGACCACUGCUGGCCUUCUGGCCAGGAGAAGACCAAUGUAGGGGGUCCGGGCCCCAGCAUGGAGGUCUUCAGACUCCCUGUGAAGGAGAGGUGGAGGUUGGAGCUGCAGAAGGGAGUGCUUGAUGCUAUGGAUUAGGGUGCUGAAGCCAAACAGGACAUUGUUGUCAGCUCACAUGGUCACACAAUUAUUAUCUUUGUCUUUAAAACUAAUGGAUGCUGAUGGCAUGGAUAAGGGGGAAAAGGAGGGGCGGGAAUGAGGACAAUGGAAAGAGAAUUUAAAAAAUAAAA